Molecule: messenger RNA, 3662 nt
Organism: Seriola aureovittata
Lineage: Eukaryota; Metazoa; Chordata; Actinopteri; Carangiformes; Carangidae
Product: interferon-induced protein with tetratricopeptide repeats 1-like
Exons: 2
Coding region: 961-2583 (540 amino acids)
Biological process (GO): defense response to virus
Cellular component (GO): cytosol
Molecular function (GO): protein binding
Source: RefSeq, a predicted model, not a curated record
GUUAUUGCGAAGCUAGCCCCUCGUGAUGCCGAAAAGAAAAGUUGAUUCUGACACUGCGCGCGGAGUUCGCACGGCGCUUUGGUGACUUUGAAAAACAAAAAAAGAAUUUCGAGUUGCUUCGCAACCCAUUUGCCGUCGACGUGGAAACUGCACCUGUGCAGAUUCAGAUGGAGCUGAUUGAGCGGGAGUGUAAUGAGACACUAAGGCAAGGUACGACACUGCAGGGCCCACAGAGUUUAUUCACUCCAUCCCCGCAGCAAUGCCCCAGCUCCGUCCACAUGCGGCUCCAACCUUGUGCAUGUUUGGUAGCACAUCUCUGUGUGAGAAGCUGUUCUCAGUGAUGAAGAUCAACAAAACAGCACACAGGAGUCGUCUCACUGAUGAGCACCUGCAGUCCAUCCUGAGAGUCUCCACAACACGGGACCUCACGCCAAACAUAAACGAACUUGUUACCAAACAAAAUGCCAAGCAUCCAGCUCUGAUAAAAUGGCAUAAGAGUAAAGAAAACUGAAUGAUUUGAUUCGUUAUUUGUUAUUGCUGAAAAGCACAAAUUUUAUUUAUAUUUCCAGGUUUUGUUUUGUUUUGCAGCAUUUUCAUGUUUCUAACUUGUAUAAUUUUUGCCAGGAGAUAUUUUUAUGGAGAGUAAAAUCAUUUGGGAUAUUUAAAAUUUAAGUUUUUUAUAUAAAAUGACAUAAAAGCAAAGAAAUUCAAAUGUUUUGAUUUGUUAUUUUAAUGUUUACUUAAAGCACAAGCACUGUCACAAUUUUUUUUUUUUUUCAGGCGUUUUUGCAGCAUGUUCAUAUUUCUAACUUGUAUAAUUUUGUCUGGAUAUAUUUUUUAUGGAGAGCAAGAUAUUUUAAGUUAUUUAAAGUUUAAGUUUAUUUAUUCCAGAAUAACAUUCCUGUCUCUUUUUAUUCAUAUUUAUGUUCAAAAAACAUUUAGUCUUAGUGUGUUCGAUAAAUGUUUAUUCUGUUCGGCCCGCGACCUAAAGUGUGUUUUGAGUUUGACACCCCUGCGUUAAGUGGACGUCCUUCGGCUUUACGAGUUUUUCGCCUCAGUUCGCGCUGCGCUAAAGCGAACCUGCGUGUGUUCGCGUCUCCUUCGACUUGGUACGCGAACGCCCCUCCUGUAAAAGUCUCGCCAACUUCAGUUAGAAACAUUCAAAGACCUGAGCUCAACCACAACACAUCUGCAGCAGAGCAGCAGCUGGAGAAGCAUUUAGAGCAAAAAUCAGUGGAGCUGAUAUUAACUACAGAGGCGAGGGAACAGCUGAUGAUGAGUGCUGCUCAGACUGAAACAACAUUGGAGGCCCUGCAGUGCCACUUCACCUGGGAUCUGGACCAAAGCAGGUCCAAACUUCUCCGUCUCAGGGACAAGGUGGAGGACAUCAGCACAGAGGAGGGAAACAGUUGGCUGGGUCACAUGUACAACCUGCGGGGGUUCAUCCAGUCCAAGCUGGGGUUCACCGAUGAUGCCAGGAGUCUCUUCAGCAGGGCUGUAGAGGCCUUCCGCAAGAUGAGAAACACCGACUCAGAUGAGGGUCCCUGGUUGAUGGUGAACUAUGGGAACCAGGCUUGGCUGCACCACCUCCAGGGAGAACAUGCAGAGAGUCAGGCUUACCUCUCAAAGGUCGACGCCCUGAUGAAAGAAUACCCAUCUCCAUCGCAGGACGAGCUCCAUCCAGAGAUCUACGCUGAAAAAGCCUGGACUCUGAUGAAGUUUAACCCAGACAAACAGCUGUUGGCUACAGAUUACUUCCAGAGAGCCAUCAGGAUGCAGCCGGACAUGGUGGAGUGGCAGACCAGCCAUGUGGUAGGGUUAGUGAAUAGUUUCAAGCACAGCAGCACAGGGCUAGACGCUGACAUCCUGGAGAAAAUGAGAAACGCCAAGGAACAGGACCCAGAGAACCUGCACCUUGCUGUUCGCUACCUCGAGCAACUUGCCAAGAAAGGAGAUAGAGUCGAAGAUGAAGCGCGUGAGCUAGCCAAACAGGUUCUGAGAAAUCUUGUCGGCAGUUACAGGGGUAUAAAAGCAUUACUGAGAGUUUACAGAGACUACGUCUCUAUUGAUGAGGCUGUUGAUUUGGCAGAGGAGGCUCAGGGAAAACAUCCAGACAAACGUUAUCUGAAGAGGUGUUUAGCACUCUGCUACAAAUGGAAGAUCAUUUUAUUCUGGGAGAGUCGCCCAAAGCAAAGCCUGAUAGACAGCGCCAUCAGGCUCCACGAGGAGGUGAUUUCUCUUUAUCCCCAUUCUUCCUUUACUAAGAGAAUAGACCUCGCAAAUAUUUACGCAAAGUCAAAACGCGGCCUGGCUACAUCUGAGCAGAUGUACCAGGAGCUGCUGAAGCGUGAUCUGGAACCUGAGGACAAACAGCUGCUUUACAACAACUAUGCAAAAUAUCUGAAGUUUGAGCGACAGGAUGGACAAAGGUCGAUACAUUAUCACAUGAAGGCGGCAGCGAUACCGCAAGAGUCGUUCUUUCGGCAGAACAGCAUCCAAGUUCUGCAGAAGAUUAAAGACAGGAGCAGGGGCCAAAUGUGUAUGAACAUAGAGAAGUUUCUGGCCAACCUGCAAGAGCCGUAGUGUUUUUAACAAAACAUAGGUAUUCCACUAGCGAACAAAUCUGUACAUACUUUCAUUUGAUUACAUCAACAUUAGGUAAACUUGCAGAAAUAACUUGUGCAAAUUGAGGAAAAGGGGUCCCCUACUCUGAAGAUAGAAAGUGAAGUCUGAUUGAUUGAUGUGAUAAAUUAUCGCAGAUUUAAGUCAAUGGCGGAUUUACCAUGAAAUCUCACCAUCAGAAACGUUAGAUUGAUCAGAAAGAUUCGACUUCCACGCUUUUAUAAAGGUCAAACAUCGUUUCAGAAAGAUACAAUUUUUGAAGGAACACCGUUCAGACAUUUGACCAGUGCGCAAACUCAAACCUUUAAGACUGGUCCCACCAACAUGUAAAACAGCUAAAUCAGUUCAUUUUAAUGAAAUUUACUCGCAGGGGUGAAGUCCACGCAAACUUUCCACAUCAACUUCAGCUGUUGCGAACGUUGACAUGUAAAUCCGUGUCACUGACGUUUCGUGAUCCGUCUUGAAAGUGCUGACCUUCGAGGGAAAUACAGAGUACGAGGUCUGCAAGACAAUUAUUACAUUUUAAUUUUAUUAUUAAUAAUUUUUAUUAAGAAUAUAUUAAAAAAUAAUCCUCAAAACCACAAACAGCAGCAAUAAUCUUUAUCUGAUUUAUGUGAAAUAACUUUCUAACUGUGCGGCCAUGUUAAACCGUCUGUUUUUACUAUAUCCCUUAUGGGGUUUUUUCUCAGCACUGUAUUUGAAGUUUAUAAAACAACAUAAUACGCUUAAUACUGAAAAAUAACAGUUAUUGUAAAAGUUUAUUUGUUAUAUAACCUCAAUUGUAUCACUGGAUGCAACUGUUUGCAUGAACAUAAAGUGGCUAUGUUAAGCUGUGUCUAAGUUGUACACUAUACUAACAGCCUUUAAAACCCAUUUAUAGACUUGCUCUUAAGUGAUGUUGUCUUUUGAUUGUCCUCUUGUUAUUUUGUAUUGCUUUGGUUCUACUAUCCUAAAGAUACUGAAGUAUAUGUUACUUGUCUUUUCUCUGUAACUUGUAAAAAAAAAAGAUAAAGAUAAAGUUCCUGAUGGACAAAAUGCCA